GACGCCCCUCCCAUUUUCCUCACACCGCCUUUAACCGAAGCGGAAGCAGCACUUACGUCGCCUAGUCUUCCGGUUCGCAAGCUCCGGAAGCCGUACUAGUUGGCUCUCCUGGUAGAUCUCUAAUCACCAUGGUGCUGGCUGUCUUGCGCGUCCUGGAACCCUUCCCGACCGAGACGUCCCCUUUGGUAGUACUGCUGCCGCCCGGGGACCCAUGGCCUGCUGCGGGGCUGGGCCUGGUUCUGGCCCUUCGGCCUGCAGGAGAGAGUCCAGCAGGGCCGGCUCUGUUAGUGGCUGCCCUGGAACGGCCAGGUGCUGAGACUGAGGAGCAAGGUCCUGGGCCCCCGCAGCUGCUGGUUAGCCGCGCACUGUUGCGGCUCCUAGCACUGGGACCCGGGGCUCAGGUGCGGGCGCGGCCCGUGCGACGGCCCCCGGCCCUGGGCUGGGCACUGCUUGGCACCUCACCGGGGCCUGGGCUCGGACCACGAGUCGGUCCUCUGCUAGUGAGGCGUGGAGAGACCCUGCCGGUGCCGGGGCCCCGGGUGUUGGAGACGCGGCCGGUGUUGCAAGGGCUGCUGGGCCCGGGGACGCGGCUGGCUGUAACUGAGCUCCGCGGGCGGAACAGACUGUGCCCAGGGACUGGGGAUAAUAGCCGGCCCCCGCCGCCGCCGGUGGUGUCCUCCUUCGCUGUUUCCGGCACAGUCCGGCAACUCCGAGGAGUUUUGGGAGGGACUGGAGAUGCACUGGGGGUGAGCCGGAGCUGUCUCCGUGGUCUCAGCCUCUUCCAGGGCGAGUGGGUGUGGGUAACCCGGGCCGGAGAGUUAUCGAACACUUCUCAGCCGCACUUAGCCACGGUGCAGGUCCUGCAGCCUCGCUGGGACCUGUCUGAGAGACUGGGACCCAGCUCCGUGCAGCUGGCAGAGCCGCUCGCUGACCGAACGGCUCUCGUGCCUGCCACUCUGGCUUUUAAUCUCGGCUGUGACCCCAUGGACGUGGGAGAGCUCAAGAUUCAGAGAUACUUGGAAGGCUCCAUCACCCCCGAAGACAAAGGAAGCUGCUCAUUGCUGCCUAGGCCUCCAUUUGCCAGAGAGUUACACAUCGAAAUUGUGUCCUCUCCCCACUACAGCACUAAUGGAAGUUAUGACCAUGCUCUUUACCAGCACUUUCAGACACCCAGGGUGGUACAGGAAGGGGAUGUUCUGUGUGUGCCAACGUUCGGGCAAGUCGAGAUCCUGGAAGGAAAUCCAGAGAAGCUGCCCAGGUGGCGGGAAAUGUUUUUUAAAGUGAAGAAAACAAUUGGGGAUGCUCCAGAUGAACCAAUCAGGGCUUACUUGGCUGAUACCACCCAUACCUCCUUAUACAUGGUGGGUUCUACCUUGAGCCCUGUCCCAAUGCUUCCUUCAGGAGAAUCCACUCUCUGGAAUAGCUUGUCUCCUCCGGGUCUGGAGCCCUUGGUGACUGAGCUUUGUACUGCUCUGAAGCCGCGCCUUCAGCCAGGGGGAUCCCUACUGACAGGAACUGGCUGUGUCCUUCUAUGGGGCCCACCAGGCAGUGGGAAGACAACAGCAGUCGCAGCUGCCUGUAGUCGCCUUGGGCUCCACUUUCUGAAGGUGCCCUGCUCCAGCCUCUGUGCAGGCAGCAGUGGGGCUGUGGAGGCAAAACUUCAGGCCACCUUCUCCCAGGCACGCCGCUGCCGGCCUGUAGUGCUAUUGCUGACAGCUGUGGAUCUUCUGGGCCGGGACCGUGAUGGGCUGGGUGAGGAUGCCCGUGUGGUGGCCACACUGCGUCACCUCCUCCUCAAUGAGGACCCCCUAAGCAGUUGCCCUCCCCUGAUGGUUGUGGCCACCACAAGCCGGGCCCAGGACCUGCCUGCUGAUGUGCAGACAGCAUUUCCUCAUGAGCUAGAGGUGCCUGUGCUCUCAGAGGGGCAACGGCUCAGCAUCCUGCAGGCCCUCACCACCCACCUGCCCCUGGGCCAAGAGGUGAACCUGGCCCAGCUAGCACGGCGGUGUGCAGGCUUUGUGGUAGGAGAUCUCUGUGCCCUUCUGACUCACAGCAGCCGAGCAGCCUGCACCAGGAUCAAGAAUUCAGGUGUGGCAGGCAGCUGGAGCGAGGAGGAUGAGGGGGAGCUGUGCACUGCUGGCUUCCCCCUUCUGGCUGAGGACUUUGGGCAGGCACUGGAGCAACUUCAGACAGCUCAUUCCCAGUCUGUGGGAGCACCCAAGAUUCCCUCAGUGUCCUGGCAUGAUGUGGGCGGGCUACAGGAGGUGAAAAAGGAGAUUCUGGAGACCAUCCAGCUCCCUCUAGAGCACCCUGAGCUCCUGAGCCUGGGCCUAAGACGUUCGGGCCUCCUGCUCCACGGGCCCCCUGGCACAGGCAAGACCCUCCUUGCCAAGGCAGUAGCCACUGAAUGCAGCCUUACCUUCCUCAGUGUGAAGGGGCCAGAACUCAUCAACAUGUACGUGGGCCAAAGUGAGGAAAAUGUACGAGAAGUCUUUUCCAGGGCCAGGGCUGCUGCUCCAUGUAUCAUUUUCUUUGAUGAACUGGAUUCCUUGGCCCCCAGUCGGGGGCGAAGUGGAGACUCUGGAGGAGUGAUGGACAGGGUGGUGUCUCAGCUACUGGCUGAGCUGGAUGGACUUCAUAGCACUCGGGAUGUGUUUGUGAUUGGUGCCACCAACCGACCAGACCUCUUGGACCCUGCCCUUCUACGGCCUGGCAGGUUUGAUAAGCUGGUGUUUGUGGGGGCAAAUGAGGAUCGGGCCUCCCAGCUUCGUGUCCUAAGUGCCAUCACACGCAAGUUCAAGCUAGAGCCCUCCGUGAGCCUGGUGAAUGUGCUGGAUUGCUGCCCUCCCCAACUGACGGGGGCAGACCUCUAUUCUCUUUGCUCUGAUGCCAUGACAACUGCACUCAAACGCAAGGUUCACAACCUGGAGGAAGGGCUGGAAUUGGCGAGCUCAGCACUGUUGCUUACCAUGGAGGACCUGCUACAGGCCGCCACCCGCUUGCAACCCUCAGUCAGUGAGCAGGAGCUGCUCCGCUACAAGCACAUCCAGCACAAGUUUGCUGCCUGCUAGGAGCUGCCUGCAGCCUGGGACUGCCCAUACUGGCAAAAGGUACCUAGAUGGCCUCUCAGAGAGACCUGAGAUGAAAGGGUUCCUCUUCAGGCUAUGCUGACCCCCUGAAGGCUGCCUCCCUCCAGGAGACACCCUGGGUGCAGUGUGGCCUUACCCCAAUGUCUCCUCUUUGCCCCUCCUUCCAGGCCAGCUUUAAGAUGGGCCCACCUGCUGAGGAGGGCCAGGGACUAUCUAUCCGGGGAUUGGCCCUGAAGUCAUUUAUGGCAGAAAAUAAAGUACAUGCUGACCUCUGCUGGUGUUGUGAAAAGUUGGAGUGGGGAAGAGCAAGGUUGUGGGAGGAGUGAGCCUAGGGAAGUGGGCGCGGGCACUCUGGGGGCCUGUUCCUUCAGACAUAAACACAAGACUUAGGGAAUUAAAAGGCACAAAUUGUAUUGUUUAUUCUUUUUUUUUUUUUUUUUCCUGAACCCACAUCCAUGAACCUCAACUGCAGUGUCUCUGUACUAGGGUUGGGCUUGGUAUGGGGCCAUGGAUCCCUACCUUCCCAGAGCCUGGAGUACCUAGGCAGGGGAUCAUGGGAGGCAAGACCACCUUCAUUCUGUCUUCUUGAGCACGUGGAUGAAGUAGCAGGGAAUGUAGGUCUGGCCCGGCUUGUAAGGCUUGAAGUCACCCAGGAUGCUGUGUUGGCACUUGCCCCCAAAGGCUGCUUGGAGCAACUCCGUGAAGGACGCCAGACAGUGUGGGUAGUAGGAGAGCCGGAAUUUACUGCAACAGGCGCCCCCCAUCAACCAUGAGGACCAGUGGCCUCAAGCUUUCCCCACUACUACCUCACCCCUGCCAGGCCAAGCAGUACCUGAAGCUAGGAGAACCAUCCCGGCCAGCGUCCGUCACCUGCACUGUGUAGUCCAGGGUCACCAUGUGGGCUUUGUUAUUCACUGUUAGCACUGAUGUCGUGAUGUCCUUGGUCGAGUCACUCUAUAGGCAGUGGCGUAAGCUACAUUAACUCACUAUGGAGCCAGAGGACCCCAGGCUCACACCUUCCAUUUGGGGCCUGCCCUUCCCUGGUGGACCACACCUUGUAGUAGAUGUUCUUCCCUGGGGGUGCACAACCUGUGCUCAGGAUGUGGUCAUAGUUGCGAUGAUCAAUGACUAGCAGGCCCCCUGACCGCACCAUGCUUGCAAUGUUCUUCAGUGCCUGCCGAUGCUCACUCUGGUCACCUGGACUCCAGCAAGGGCAGAGAGGCUCCAUCUGGACAGGGCCCCUGGCACCAUUCUCCCUCCUAUUUCUCCCCUCCCAGAUGCCAGUACCAAGGCAGAGGGGCCAAAAGGCAAAGUCAUCUUUGUCAGGGGAGCAGGCACCCAGGAGUCUGUGGAAAGGGGUAGAGCUCAAGGCAAGUGACGUGCCCAAGAUCACACCUCUCACCUUUGCAGUCUGGCAAAUGGGCAAAACUGUUUCCAAGACAGAUGACUGCAUCGAAGCCACCUCCUGCUGGUCGGGGCACAUCUUUAUCCAGAGUCAUCCAGUUGGCUUCUUCAAUGACUGGGGGCCAAGAAGGAGAAGGAAUUAGAGUGGCAUCAUGGUACCUGCACUGUCCACCUCCGCCAAGUGCAAUUCUCCAUCACUUUCUUCUUCAAAACACAGAGUCCCCAUCCAGUUAGAGGAACAUGGAGAUUAAGAAGAGAGGGGAGAGCCAUUUUGGGGAACAGGGGCUCUGUUUAUGUAUUUUUAUUUGGGAAGAGGGACAAGAUGCUAUAAGUAGUUAAAACUAGUCUUUCAGAGCUAGGUGUGGUGAUGCACACCUGUAGAAUCAUCUACUCAGCAGGCUGGAGGCAAGGAAGACCAGACUGUGCAACAGACUCCAUCUCAAAAAGGGUAGGGAGUACUGCAAGUACAGCUCUUUGUAGAACUCAUGCAUAACAUGCCCAAGGCCCUGGGUUCAACCCCAGCACCAGAAACAAACUAGCUCUUGACCCCAGUAGCUCAUUCUGAUACUUAAGCCUGUCUUUAGGAAAAUGACAGUAACAUUGUUAUCUCCUGAGGAAAACAAAAUACCCCAAACCACCCCAUGUAAAGGAGCUCAGGGAAGAGAGACCAGUGUUCCUGGGAAUGUCGUCAGGAAGGCCUGGCUAGGUUUACAUACCCCACUUGUCAAAUGCAGGCUCCUGCCGUCGGUUCCAGCGCUCCUUAAGUGCAUACUUCAGCAUCUUGUCACUGGCGUCCACACUCGUCACACUGAAACCCUCUUCCACCAGCAUGAUGGAGUCCACCCUGAGCAGGGCCAGGGAUGGGAGGCCAAGAAAAACAGGAGAGUCUAGGAUGCCAAGGCAGCCCUGCGCAAGGCACUUCCCUCAACUCUUCAGAGUCUAUUUCUCUGCCUCUUCUCCCAGACCCUCCCCAUUGACCUAAAAUGACCCCAGAAAUCUGUACUGUGGAUUGUAAUUAGGGGUUCUAUACUACUGAGCUAUAUCCCCAGACCUUUUUAUUUUCUGAGUCAGUGUAUUGCUAAGUUGCCCGGGCUGGCCUUGAAUUUUUGAUCCUCCUGCCUCAGCCUUUCAAAUACCUGGGAUUACAAGCAUGUCCUACCAAAUCUGGAAUAAAUCUGUUUUUUUUUGUU
Molecule: messenger RNA, 5683 nt
Organism: Marmota monax (woodchuck)
Lineage: Eukaryota; Metazoa; Chordata; Mammalia; Rodentia; Sciuridae
Gene: Pex6
Product: peroxisomal biogenesis factor 6
Exons: 17
Coding region: 129-3071 (980 amino acids)
Biological process (GO): protein import into peroxisome matrix
Cellular component (GO): peroxisomal membrane; cytosol
Molecular function (GO): ATP binding; ATP hydrolysis activity
Source: RefSeq, a predicted model, not a curated record